Chrysochloris asiatica (Cape golden mole) is the source of this 1392-nucleotide messenger RNA. RefSeq names its product adrenoceptor beta 1 (gene ADRB1). NCBI's taxonomy places the organism in Eukaryota, Metazoa, Chordata, Mammalia, Afrosoricida, Chrysochloridae. Gene Ontology annotation, biological process: positive regulation of heart rate by epinephrine-norepinephrine; norepinephrine-epinephrine-mediated vasodilation involved in regulation of systemic arterial blood pressure; adenylate cyclase-activating adrenergic receptor signaling pathway. Bases 1 to 1392 code for a protein of 463 amino acids. The transcript has 2 exons. The record is from RefSeq and is a predicted model, not a curated record. Gene Ontology annotation, cellular component: membrane. Gene Ontology annotation, molecular function: beta1-adrenergic receptor activity.
AUGGGCGCGGGGGCGCUCGUCCUGGGCGCCUCCGAGCCCGGCAACCUGUCAACGGCCGCGCCGCUCCCCGACGGCGCGGCCACAGCGGCGCGACUGCUGGUGCCGGCGUCGCCGCCCCCUUCUCUGCUGCCCUCGGCGAGCGAAGGCCCCGCGCCGCUGUCGCAGCAGUGGACGGCCGGCAUGGGCCUGCUGAUGGCACUCAUCGUGCUUUUCACCGUGGCGGGCAACGUGCUAGUAAUCGUGGCCAUCGCCAAGACGCCGCGACUGCAGACGCUCACCAACCUCUUCAUCAUGUCCCUGGCCAGCGCCGACCUGGUCAUGGGGCUGCUGGUGGUGCCAUUCGGGGCCACCAUCGUGGUGUGGGGACGCUGGGAGUAUGGCUCCUUCUUCUGCGAGCUCUGGACUUCGGUGGACGUGCUGUGUGUGACUGCCAGCAUCGAGACACUGUGUGUCAUCGCCCUGGACCGCUACCUUGCCAUCACUUCGCCCUUCCGCUACCAGAGCCUGCUGACCCGCGCUCGGGCGCGCGCCCUGGUCUGCACCGUGUGGGCCAUCUCGGCCUUGGUAUCCUUUCUGCCCAUCCUCAUGCACUGGUGGCGGGCCGAGGGCGACGAGGCGCGCAAUUGCUACAACGAUCCCAAGUGCUGCGACUUCGUCACUAACCGGGCCUACGCCAUCGCCUCGUCGGUCGUCUCCUUCUACGUGCCUCUGUGCAUCAUGGCCUUCGUGUACCUGCGGGUGUUCCGCGAGGCCCAGAAGCAGGUGAAGAAGAUCGACAGCUGCGAGCGCCGCUUCCUCGGCGGCCCAACGCGGCCGCCCUCGCCCGCGCCCUCGCCGGGCUCACCGAGCACCACAGCCCCGGUGGCCAACGGGCGCACCAGCAAGCGGCGUCCCUCGCGCCUCGUGGCCCUGCGCGAGCAGAAGGCGCUCAAGACGCUGGGCAUUAUCAUGGGCGUGUUCACGCUCUGCUGGUUGCCCUUCUUCCUAGCCAAUGUGGUGAAGGCCUUCCACCGAAACCUGGUGCCCGAUUACCUCUUCGUCUUCUUCAACUGGCUGGGCUACGCCAACUCGGCCUUCAACCCCAUCAUCUACUGCCGCAGUCCCGACUUCCGCAAGGCCUUCCAGCGCCUGCUUUGUUGCGCGCGCCGGGCCGCCCGGAGGCGCCACGCGGCCGCCAGCGACCGGCCGCGCACCCCGGGCUGCCUGGCGGUGACCGGGCCGCCGCCGUCGCCUGGGGUCGACGAAGAAGACGACGAAGACGACGUCGGGGCCAUACCACCCGCGCGCCUGCUGGAGCCUUGGGUCGGCUGCAACGUCACCAAAGCCUUUGCUGUCUACCAGACGCCAUCUUCCUACCAGCUGCUGAAUGGUAGCCAUGGUGGGCGCAGAUAG